This is a messenger RNA of Lolium rigidum, 1110 nucleotides long. RefSeq names its product probable trehalose-phosphate phosphatase 3. Gene Ontology annotation, molecular function: trehalose-phosphatase activity. The transcript is spliced from 10 exons. The record is from RefSeq and is a predicted model, not a curated record. Gene Ontology annotation, biological process: trehalose biosynthetic process. Lineage: Eukaryota; Viridiplantae; Streptophyta; Magnoliopsida; Poales; Poaceae. The coding region runs from base 1 to 1074 and encodes 357 amino acids.
AUGACGAACCACGCUGCCUUCGCCGCCGAGGACGCGGUCACCGCUGUGUCGCCGCCAGCGCAGGCAAGUCUCCAUUUCUCGUUGUUCCCACCGAGGAUGGCGAGCGACUGCAAGAAGGCCGCCCUGGGACGCAUGGACCUCGCCGCCUCCGGGGUGCUCAGGGAAGGGUCCUUGGUGGACUCCAUGAAGGCCUCGUCGCCCCGCUAUGCCAAGUUCGCCGCCGCCGCCGACCACGAGGACUGGAUGGAGAAGCACCCGUUGGCAUUAGAGUGGUUCGAGGCCGUGCAGGCGGCGGCGAAGGGGAACCAGAUCGUGAUGUUCCUGGAUUACGACGGCACCCUGUCGCCGAUUGUGGAGGACCCCGAAAGCGCCAUCAUGACCGAAGACAUGAGAGACGCAGUGAGGAGCGUGUCGCAGAAUUUUCCGACCGCCAUCGUGAGUGGGAGAGGCAGGGACAAGGUACAUUCUACUGCCACCAACGAGGAACUCUACUACGCCGGGAGCCACGGCAUGGACAUCAAGCGCCCCACCACAGUGUCCAACCACAAGGCAAAGGCUGACGAAGUUCUGUGCCAACCGGCGACCGAGUUUCUGCCUGUCAUCCAGGAGGUGUAUGAGGCGCUGACGGCUAAGAUGGAGUCCAUCCCGGGCGCCAUGGUGGAGAACAACAAGUUCUGCCUCUCCGUGCACUUCCGUUGCGUCGACGAGAAGGAAUGGGAUGUUCUCGGCGAGGAGGUGAGGGCGGUGCUGGAAGGCUACCCGGAUCUCUGCCUCACCAAGGGGAGAAAGGUCCUAGAGAUUCGGCCAUCCAUCAAGUGGGACAAGGGCAACGCCCUCGAGUUUUUGCUCGAGUCUCUCGGCUAUGCGGGACGUGGAGAUGUUUUCCUGAUAUACAUCGGUGAUGACCGCACCGAUGAGGAUGCCUUCAAGGUGCUGCGCGACAUGGGACAGGGAAUCGGGGUCCUUGUCACCAAGUUUCCAAAGGAGACCACAGCAUCCUACUCUCUGCGUGAGCCUGCAGAGGUGAAAGACUUCCUGCGUAAGCUGGUGAAGAGCAGUGUGACAAAGGGCUAAUUCAUGCAUCAUCAACCAUCUGAUAGCUCGAAAUGG